UAACUCAUGAAUCCCUAAAACAAUUCUAAAAUCUUGCAACUCACGUUUGAUAUUCAAGUUCAAGAUCAAGAACGAAUUCAUUCAGAUGUUACAUAAUAGAUGGACUUGAAAAUCUCUGAGUGAAUUAGUAGUGAGGGUCAAGUCGUGACCAAUCGGGUUAUGCGGUCAGUUGCCCCGCCCUGCUCUGUCAGCGGACCAUCAGGAGUUCCCAAGGAUUGUACCAGAGUGUAAACAUUGCCUCGACCCUCGACAACUCUUCUUGUCGGAUCUGGGGCUUCGUGUACUCGAGAAGGAAACCCUGGGUAAACACGGCGGGUACAGGCCGGCUCUGGUUACCUCGGGGGAUAUACACACCUGCGCCCGCACCGCACGCCGCGCUACCUCCAUCAUCUGCGCGGGAAAUGUUUGGAGUAGCGGGGCACUUUCAAACGAUUAAAUGUGCAGGCCGCGACACGUGCCUCGUCCGGAAACGGCGGGUCGCCGCUCGCACAGGAUCUGAAUGGUAAGUUAACAUUCUCGUGCUAUUUAUACUUCCUCGCUAGUUGUAUUGAUGACAAGCACUCAUGUAGCUGGACAAUGGAUACAAGUGUCGGAGAAGAAUUCGAGCCGUUAUGAGGUUUUGAAGAUUUGGUUACAGUAGUCUGAAUGGUCUGCCCUUCUUACCAAUAUUGUCGAAUAGUUCAGGGGCUUGUGGCUUUUGCUCUCCUGUAAUUGUACUUGGGGAGAAUAAACUGGGUUCAGGUUGCUUAUAUUCUUCCUGUCGUUCCAUUGGAGUGACGUAAAGGUUGGCAGAGCUACACAUGUAACAACAGUCCGUCAGAAGACUGGUCAAGGUGCGCGGUGUAGGAUCUUCUCUGCAGCCUUGCAGGACUUGAAUUAUCUAGUUGAGACAUGAGCUACUAGAAGAAACACCACCGCCAUGUCCACAGGGACAGUAAGCACCGACACCGUCAGCGAGUUGGGCUACAUGGAUACGGACACUGAGGAGGAAGCUCUCGGCUCUGAAGUCAUCCUCCACCGAGAAGGUCUCCCCCACGGCCCGCUUACAAACCUUACGAGGCCGUUGCGGCGGCGGGUGCGGAGAAAAAGGCAGGCGGAAUCCACGAAGUACUGUAACAAGCAGAAACCCGAACAGAGAAACGCCGCUAACGCGAGAGAAAGAUCCCGAAUGAGGGUUUUGAGUAAGGCGUUCUCCAAGUUGAAGACGACGUUACCCUGGGUCCCGCCAGACACCAAACUGUCCAAACUGGACACACUGCGCCUCGCCACGUCCUACAUAUCCCACAUGCGGCAGGUCCUGGUGGGGGACAAGAUGGUGGAACAGUCGCUCCAUCCGCUGAUGCUGACCUGGCCGUACACGUUCAGCACCAAGGUCCAGGAGAACCUGCUCCCCGAGCCGCCGCUGUGCCUGCACGAGCCGCCGCCCCUGUCCGGACCCUGCCGGUACGGACCGGACAUCGGGAUCGGGAUGGACUCCGUGCUGUUCAACAAAUAAGAUUAUUCGAAUUUUACGUACAGUAAUACAUGUACAGUAUCAUAUCAUCCCAGGAGAAACAAUUAGAAUUAAGUAAGAAAUUAUCAAAUUGAUACCUACAAUCUUUAUCAUCAUAGCAUUCUCGAAAAAUAGAUUAUUAUUAGAUUUCCUAUCCUAUAUCUUGAUUGCAGUUUUUACUUCAUGUAACCUAUUGGUAUUGUAGGGACGUUAUACACUUGGGUUUGAAAUUGCCCAGCCCUUGUAACUUGCUGUUUGUACAUAAAUGUGAUUCAUUUAGUUUAAUCCGUAUUUUACUUUGUCCAGUCAAUAUGACUGCAUGCAUUAUAAAAUAGGUCAAGGCA
Molecule: messenger RNA, 1836 nt
Organism: Branchiostoma floridae (Florida lancelet)
Lineage: Eukaryota; Metazoa; Chordata; Leptocardii; Amphioxiformes; Branchiostomatidae
Product: transcription factor 21-like
Exons: 3
Coding region: 920-1495 (191 amino acids)
Biological process (GO): developmental process; regulation of transcription by RNA polymerase II
Molecular function (GO): protein dimerization activity; DNA-binding transcription factor activity, RNA polymerase II-specific; RNA polymerase II transcription regulatory region sequence-specific DNA binding
Source: RefSeq, a predicted model, not a curated record